GCCCAUAAAAGGACGGUGCACAAACUCUCAACACGCCAAAGUAAUCUACUUCAGUUGGGCAAAUACUGACUGCUACUGCCCGGAGGCCCCAGCAAGUCCCUGGGAGGUGCCUUUUCUCUGACUGAUGCAGGACCCUCAAAAGUCCUCUCCUUGGGGCUCGAUGCUGUCCCGGAAGUGGGAACUCCACUGUCUUUAGGAAGAAGCAUUCCGCUGCUCCGGCGUGCUGGGCCACACUGUUCCGGGCUGUUUACCGAGACUGUGAACACCACUGACGGAUACAAAAAUGGACAAUUUCACAACAGCCUCCGCAGCUCCGCAGGGCAACGACUGUGACCUCUACGCACACCACCGCACCGCCGCGAUACUCAUGCCACUGCAUUAUGGCUCUGUCUUUGUCAUAGGGCUGGUGGGAAACGUGCUAGCCUUGGUUGUCAUCAUUCAAAAUAGGAAAAAAAUCAACUCUACCACCCUGUAUUCAACAAAUUUGGUGAUUUCUGAUAUACUUUUUACCACUGCUCUGCCUACACGGAUAGCCUACUACGCACUGGGCUUUGACUGGAGGGUCGGUGAGGCCUUGUGCAGGAUAACUGCCCUGGUGUUUUACAUCAACACCUACGCAGGUGUGAACUUCAUGACAUGCUUGAGCGUGGACCGGUUCUUUGCCGUGGUGCAUCCUCUGAGGUACAACAAGAUGAAGAGAAUUGAGCACGCGAAAUGCGUCUGCAUUUGUGUCUGGAUUCUAGUAUUUGCUCAAACGCUCCCACUACUCAUAAAACCUAUGUCAAAGCAGGAGGAGGAAAGGACUACGUGCAUGGAAUAUCCAAACUUUGAAGAAACACAGUCUCUUCCCUGGAUUCUGCUUGGCGCGUGUUUCAUAGGAUAUGUGCUUCCUCUCCUGAUCAUUCUCUUCUGCUACUCUCAAAUUUGUUGCAAACUCUUUAAAACUGCCAAACAAAACCCACUAACCGAGAAAUCUGGCGUCAACAAAAAGGCUCUCAACACAAUUAUCUUAAUAAUUGUUGUGUUUGUUCUUUGUUUCACACCUUACCAUGUUGCGAUUAUUCAACACAUGAUUAAGAAGCUUCGUGUCCCUGAUCUCCUGGAAUGCAGCCAAAGACAUUCAUUCCAGAUCUCGCUGCACUUUACAGUAUGUCUGAUGAACUUUAAUUGCUGCAUGGACCCUUUUAUAUACUUCUUUGCGUGUAAAGGGUAUAAGAGGAAGGUCAUGAAGAUGCUGAAGCGUCAGGUCAGUGUAUCAAUUUCCAGCGCCGUGAGGUCAGCCCCGGAAGAGAACUCACGGGAGAUGACAGAAACGCAAACCAUGAUACAUUCCAAGUCUUUGAACGGAAAGUAAAAAGGAAUUAAAUCUUGGGUUUACAGCAAAGGAGACUGCAUGACAAACUUUGCUGGACUUUUCUUAUAAAGCAAAAUGAUUGUUCAACUUCCAACUAGGAUGUCUGUAAAUUCCUUUCAUUGGGCACGAGCUCCCACCUCCAACUUGGAAGAAUAUUAUUUUUAUAUUAUUAUUUUUUGCACUGAAGAAAAUAACAUGAUGCAAAGUUCUAGUCUGUAAAUGAAAUACUAAACCAAAAGGGAGGCUAUUUUAAUAACUCUCAGUGUAAAAAGUUUUAUAAAAAACUUUUAAAAUUUUUUAUAAAAAAUUAAAAAUUACAGCAUCAGUAUUUCCUGCCAAUAAUUUGGCAAAAGAAAAGGCUCUAAGAUUGUACAUUGCCCGUGUAAAAAUGUCGAUAUGGUAACAUGUUAUUUUUCUUUUUGGUAACAUAUUUCUUUAAUCCCUACCUCUUUCAAUCUUAGACUUUUAUCUUCUCGAUACCAUCAAGCGUUUUGUUUUGUUCUGUUCCGAGUCACAAUAUUUUGUUUCAAGGAAGUCUUUUGGAAUAAAAAGCAGGAUGCUACAAUAUUAAGAGUAUGUCUUUCAGUGUCUACUUACAGGGAGAAGAGAAUUAGCAAUAGCUAGAUUUGGAUGAUAAGGUUAUAAGCAAUGAUGGUGACCGAGGCAAUGAAAACACAGCUCUUUCCCAAGCAGCCAGCAGAGCAGUGCAGGGCCCAUCAGCCCGGCAUAGGAAAAGGACUUUAUGUGGGGGUAACCACUGGGAGGAGGGUCCACUUGCUGAAUUCUGCUUGGGAAUAAAAAAAAAACUUUGCAAACAUGCUUGGCUUUUCUUGGGUGUCUGGGGGAUUUCUUUUUUAUUCAUAGGUUGGUAGUACCCUGAUCUGCACUUCAGUGGUCUAGGUUACCAGAAAGAGCAAAGAGGAUAAGCGGCAGGAGGCACGGUUGCUGCUUGCCUAAAUAAGAUAGUGGGAAAAAUGUUAAAUUAUAAACUUAAAGGAGUUCCCAAGAUUCCCUGCAACAUUAUAACUUUGCUCACAUAAAUACCUUAGCAUGAAUAGUAUGAUCUUUGCAAAUACAGUCACGCUGUCAGCUCAAAUUUGUUUUACUAAAUCCCCAAACUAUCUCAAUACAGUAUCUACGUUAGCAAUAAUACCAAUUUUUAUAAUGGAACAGAAAGAGAUGAAACACUAUAUCAUGAGGCAUACUUUAAAUUUUUAUUAGGUUUUAUAACCUGGAAAUCUUUUCUUUCAAAUUCCUACCCUACUCAUUUCCAACUAGUACCCUGUAAGAAAAUUAAUCUUUAUGGUUGAGUCAGCACCAUUUACUGAGAACUUUCAGGUUUGUCUUAUGUGAAUUUCACAAAGAGCUACCUGACCUUGAAGCCAAUGACCAAAAAAAGGCACCGAUCUCUUUAACAGAUCUUUGCUGAGACAGGUGAGACCACCUGGAUGGAAGUCAGGAUCUUAGGGCCUUUCCAUUCACUCCACACACAAACCCUCCACGUGAAGGAGAAGAAAGGGCAAAAGACUACAUGUCAUGGCGGGUGCCACUUACAGAGUCAUUUGAAUUAGAUCCCAAAAGAAAAACUGUGAUGAAAGCUACUGAA
Messenger RNA from Mustela erminea (ermine), 2960 nucleotides. It is a transcript of the gene GPR183, whose product is annotated as G protein-coupled receptor 183. Gene Ontology annotation, cellular component: membrane. The record is from RefSeq and is a predicted model, not a curated record. The coding region runs from base 284 to 1354 and encodes 356 amino acids. Lineage: Eukaryota; Metazoa; Chordata; Mammalia; Carnivora; Mustelidae. The transcript is spliced from 3 exons. Gene Ontology annotation, molecular function: oxysterol binding; G protein-coupled receptor activity. Gene Ontology annotation, biological process: G protein-coupled receptor signaling pathway.